AACGGGCCUGGCGCCGGUGGUGAGUGUCUCCCUGGCGGGCUAUGUGAGCGCGGCGCCCUUGGCAGAAGUCAAUAUGAUUUUAAUUUGAAGCAAAACUGAGAAGUGGGCUCCUCUUCAUCAUUCAUUCAUACUGCUGUCUGAUGGCCAUGGCAUAAGGAAUUUUACUUAUCCCGGGAAUACAGCUCUGAGUUAGCACUGAGUAAAAUUUGUGAUGAAAUGGAGCCUGGAACAAACUCUUUUCGAGUAGAAUUUCCUGAUUUUUCCAGCACCAUUCUACAGAAACUGAACCAACAGCGCCAACAAGGACAAUUAUGUGACGUUUCCAUUGUUGUCCAGGGUCACAUUUUCCGGGCACACAAAGCUGUUCUUGCUGCCAGCUCACCCUACUUUUGCGACCAGGUACUCCUCAAAAACAGCAGGAGGAUUGUUUUGCCUGAUGUGAUGAACCCAAGAGUGUUUGAGAACAUUCUCCUCUCCAGUUAUACAGGGCGUCUGGUAAUGCCUGCUCCAGAAAUUGUUAGUUACCUGACAGCAGCAAGCUUCCUGCAGAUGUGGCAUGUGGUAGACAAAUGCACUGAGGUUUUGGAGGGAAACCCUACAGUCCUUUGUCAGAAGCUAAAUCAUAGCAGUGACCACCAGUCUCCAAGCAGUAGUAGUUACAAUGGCCUGGUAGAGAGCUUUGAGCUGGGCUCCGGAGGCCAUGCUGACUUCCCAAAAGCCCAAGAACUGAGGGAUGGAGAGAAUGAAGAGGAGAGCACCAAAGAUGAGCUGUCAUCUCAGCUCACUGAGCACGAAUACCUUCCCAGCAAUUCCUCCACAGAGCAUGACCGGCUGAGCACCGAAAUGGCGAGCCAGGACGGGGAGGAAGGGGCCAGUGACAGCGCUGAGUUCCACUACACCCGGCCCAUGUACAGCAAGCCCAGCAUAAUGGCGCACAAGCGCUGGGUCCACGUGAAGCCUGAGCGCUUUGAACAGGCAUGCGAGGGCAUGGACGUCCACGCACCCUACGACGAGCACCAGGUCACCGAGUCCAUCAAUACCAUGCAGACAGAGCACGCAGUCCAGCCCUCUGGAGUGGAAGAAGACUUCCACAUUGGGGAAAAAAAAGUGGAAGCAGAGUUUGACGAACAGGCUGACGAAAGCAAUUAUGAUGAGCAGGUAGAUUUCUAUGGCUCUUCCAUGGAAGAGUUUUCUGGAGAGAGGUCAGAUGGGAAUUUAAUUGGCCACAGACAGGAAGCGGCCCUAGCGGCUGGCUAUAGUGAGAAUAUUGAAAUGGUAACAGGGAUUAAAGAAGAAACUUCCCACUUAGGAUUCUCGGCCACCGACAAGCUGUAUCCUUGUCAGUGCGGGAAAAGUUUCACUCACAAGAGUCAGAGAGAUCGACACAUGAGCAUGCACCUUGGUCUUCGGCCUUAUGGCUGUGGUGUCUGUGGUAAGAAAUUCAAAAUGAAGCAUCAUCUCGUGGGCCACAUGAAAAUUCACACGGGCAUAAAGCCCUAUGAGUGUAAUAUCUGCGCAAAGAGAUUUAUGUGGAGGGACAGUUUCCAUAGGCAUGUGACUUCAUGUACCAAGUCCUACGAAGCUGCAAAGGCUGAGCAGAAUACGACUGAGGCUAACUAAAAAUAGGAUCUGGCCCUUGAGUGGCAGGCACAAAAAUAAACUAUGGUAAUUAUGCAAAUCUGGGCACAGAUGAUGCGUGCUACUUGCUAUUAUAAGAGAAGCUUUAAAAAAAGGAAGAUAUUUCUGAAAGACCAGCUCUAAGUAGGCCAAUUAAAAAAUCUAAUUCCUCAAAUUGAUAUGUUCCAGUCCAGGCCUGGAGUAUGUAAUGGGGCUAAGUCAACCCACCUCUCAGCUGGUGAGGUAAACCUCAGCCCAUGGUGGAGGCAGGUGGACUUGGUCUGGAGAUGCCUGCACGGGGGAUGGAGCUCCAGGCCUACAGUCCCACUUUGGUGAAGGCAGUUUUCCUCACUCGUUACUACAAGGUCAUGGUGAAAUUUUACUUCGCUCUUACUACAGAUACUUAGGUGGUGUGGAUUUAUUUUGGUAGCUGCUUCACUGAAUGAAAUGCUACUUACUUAAAAGCUACAAAUAAUGUGAUCCCUCUGUUGCAAAAUUAACAGAGCUCUCUUACUUGGUUUUAUUCUUCCUAAAAGGUAUUUCACCUCAAACUAUGGAGAGACUGAGGGUGACGUUCUAAGUAUGAAGCACAUACUUCGGUACGAGCUUCAAUUUCUGUAAGAUGCCACUGUCAAAGUGUUUUUCAGACUCUUGAGAAGACAAAGUUUUGUAUUUUAGUACUAACCUUUAGUUGAACAAUUACCUAAUUGUAAUUCUCUAGGGUGUCAGAGAUAGGUAUUUCUAACUCAUUUGCUGUCCCAAAUCCUGUUCACUUGUAGCAUGCACAGUGGGGUUUGCUCGGGGCUAGGGGUGUCUGCCCGCUGUCACUGACACAGUACUGUUGGCUGCCCUGGCCUGCGUCCUGAGCUAGAUGGUGGUGUUUCCCCAAGGGGUCCACCAGCAGCCAGUUAGUGGGAAGGAGCCAGAAGUCCCGGUUGAGGGCUACCUGUGAACUUGAGCUAGUAGAGGGCUACCGUGACACUCUGCCAGAGAAUACUGAGUGCCGGCUUAUACUUGAGCAAAAAGCUGCCCCCCAAAAGUCUUGACUGUACAUUCGUGGGGGUGAUACUUUUUAAGAGGGAUUACACUGAACUCAAACUGCUGGUUCUUUAGGCGUGCUAGAAUGUGUUUUAAAAGGGGGAAAGAAGGAGUACUAAUUUUAGAAAAGUAGUCUACAGAUUCCUGCUCCCAAAUUAUAGAUAAUGCUGCAUAAAUUUACAAGUCCACAGAGCUAUACCCACCAGAAAACAAGCAAAGCAGCUAUUCUGAGACCUUUUCUGCUCAUCAGUUGGGUGUUUUAGGUUAAAAAAAAAAAACAAAAAAAAUAUAUAUUCAGGAUACUUUUAAGCUGUGUAACGUACCUGAAAUUACCACCAGGGUAGGACAGGGUGCUACUACUAUGUCAACUUUUUCCUAAACUUACUGGUCUGUUACUUAUAAGUAGUAACUUUUUUCCUUAAAAUAAAAGUAACUUUUCUUGGAUUUGGGGUGAAAUUUUGUUUUAGCAGCUUGGCUUUGCUCCAGUGUGAUGGGCAUUGGUGGCUCGAGCCUCUGAUCCUCCAGCUCCUACCCAACAAGAUGUUUACUUGUUGAACCAACAAACUGUCUGGAAGGAGAAAGCAAGUACUUACUUACCAGUUAACUCUUGUAAUCAAGAUUACAAAACAGGGAUCUGUUCGUUAACACUGUAUCAUUCUUGAUAUAUAAAGAAGCACUUUGUAUUUAAAACUUUAUUAUAAAUAUAAAUAUAUAUAUUGAUUUUUUUAACCUAGAAACUAGAUAUUACCUCUUGGUUGAUUGCCACAUUAAUAUCCUCUUAGUGCUGAAACCUCACCCAUUAACAGUCCUCUCUCUGUGUACCUGACAGACGUGUGUAGGUGACUGUUUCCUCAAGCUCAUCGCUCCUUCUCAUCUUCUCAUGUCAGAGCCAGUGGGCUGUAGGUCUGAUCCUAGCCGUUAUGUGUGAGGAGAAACUAUUUUAUUGCUCCUGUUAAUUUCAGUACUGAGGCAUUGAAGCCAUUCUGUUCUGCAGAAGCUGACCACCUUCCCAUGGUACUAGCAAACCAUUUUCUGUGUGUUUGGAAGGCUCAAUGCACUGCUUCCACUAAAGCUCCUGUUCAAAUGAACGUUGGUACACUUGGGGAGAAGAGUCUGGGUGGUGAAAUAAAAGUAUUCUGGAAAGUCAUGGUCCUUCGGUUGUGCAGAAAUCGACACACCCUUGUCAUGAGUACUGGUGGCAGCUCUUGUUCAGCCGGGAGUGGUGCGCGGCCCUGGGGCGAGUUUUGCAAGCGGGCACUUGGACUGCGUGUGUAUUGAAGAGAGGUGUACCUUCUGUGGGAGUCCUCGGGUGUACACAGUUACUAAAUGUAGAGUUCAAGGUAUAAGUUCCUCUUACAUCUGUUGUUUUAUGUUGUGCUUUUAUCAUCAUCAUUAUUAUUGGCGUUUCCAUAAAAAUUAGGUUUUGGUAAUCUGGUCAACCAUAUCCUGUGAGGUAGCCAGGCAUCUGAAGUGCUGGUCAUGUUCAGAGAGGCAGGGGAUGGGGAAUGCCUUAGUUUCAAUAUUAAAAGUGAAUUUUUAUAAACUCUGCAUUUUAGGAUUAGGAAAUCAUGAGGUGUUACUGUUUUUUUUCCCUUCCCGCCCUGGGUUACGUAGAUAGUUUCUCUCCUUAGCCUCAGUGCAGCUUUAGAAAAUCUUUAGCCUUCCAGAUGAGUUUAGCUAGUUGUGGAUGUUUUCCAAAUAGUCUUUCAGGGAUUGCGUCAGUGGCCUAUGACCAACACAUUUUGUCCCCUGCUUUGGGUCUUAGAUGUAGUUUUUCCCAGUCCGGUGGGAAGGGCUUCAAGGCAUCCCGGUCAUAUUUAACAUUGGCACUUACACCAUGCCUUUUAUUUUAGCUGAACACGUGGUCCUCCUGGUCAGGCAGGCUGACGCUCAGGAGUACUUGCUCUGGGGGUGAGGCUCACCCCCUGGGGGCUGUGGAUUCCGACUCCACGUCUCACUGUCCUCCAGGCCGCCUUCCUUGGGCCCGCUGCUUUCAGAGUCUGCCAGGAAGGGUCUCCUCCAUUCUGGCGGGCAUUUGCCAAGCUAAACUGCCCGGAGUCUGACCAGCUGUUUGGGAAAGCGGCUUAUUACCCUCAUGCCCGCCCCCGCCCCCCAGCCUAUCCCUGAAGUGUUGGGGAGCAGGGGAGCCAUAGAGCUGUGCUUUCCCCGGGGGUGGGGGUACUCCACACCAAAUCCAGGUAUUUGCUUUAUAAGGUCUGAUAAUUUAAGAAUGCUGGAAACCAAGCAACAUAUUUCACCCCCCAGCCCCCACUAAUUUUAUGAUUUCGGUUGCUUUCAUGGGUGACUGUUCAAUGAAACCAGGGUUGGUUUGUUUGGGUUUUUCCUUUGCUACUUAGAUAUUUAAAGGUACAUGUUUCUUAGUUCAGAUCUCUACUGAUAGUGCCCUAUGGGAAGAUGCUGGAACACAUUUUGCAAAUGUGACUUUUUUUAGUUUUGCUUGAAGCCUGUGUCAUAAUGUCAGUUGCUGCUGCUGCCUUUCCUUUUAUGAGGUUCCCGAUGUUUCCUCCAGAAAAUACUUUAUUUAUGCAAGUCAGGUGACUCUUAGACCACAAAACCAUUUGAUGAUAAACAAAUUAUCAUUAGGUGCAUAUCUUAUUGAUAUUUUGUGAAAUGUUAUGCCUGUGUUGCAAAAGUUGAAUAGUUUUGUCUUUAUAUAUUGCUGUCUUCAGUGUACAGCAUGGUUUUACUUAACUGAAUGUUACUGUUGAAUAUUUUCUUCUUAUAGAAGAGACCAUGCCCUUUUGUAUG
Condylura cristata (star-nosed mole) is the source of this 5424-nucleotide messenger RNA. RefSeq names its product zinc finger and BTB domain containing 43 (gene ZBTB43). Gene Ontology annotation, biological process: regulation of transcription by RNA polymerase II. The transcript is spliced from 3 exons. The coding region runs from base 217 to 1620 and encodes 467 amino acids. The record is from RefSeq and is a predicted model, not a curated record. Gene Ontology annotation, molecular function: DNA-binding transcription factor activity, RNA polymerase II-specific; protein binding; RNA polymerase II cis-regulatory region sequence-specific DNA binding. NCBI's taxonomy places the organism in Eukaryota, Metazoa, Chordata, Mammalia, Eulipotyphla, Talpidae.